Prorocentrum cordatum is the source of this 2817-nucleotide messenger RNA. The record is from the annotation of a GenBank genome assembly. NCBI's taxonomy places the organism in Eukaryota, Dinophyceae, Prorocentrales, Prorocentraceae.
AUGGCGCGCCUCGGGCUCGCAGCGGCCUGCGCCGCGCUUGGCCGGGGCGCGCCCGCCCGCCCGCUGCCGACGGCGAGGGCCCUGCGGGCGGCGGAGGCGCUACCAGGCCUGCUGAGCGCACACGACCUGGGGCUCCGCGGCGCAGGGCAGGUGGUGGGCAUCGGAGACACGGGCGUCAACCUCGACGCGUGCGCCUUCGCCGAGCCGAGCGCAACGGCGGUGCCAUUCGACACGGUUGACCACGGCCGCGCCAAAGUCGUGGCUUAUUUCACGGGGCUGGGCGACAUGCAAGACAGCGCCGACGGGCACGGCACGCACGUGGCUGGCAUCGCCGUGUCGAACGCUCAGGGAGCUGAAGGCGUGGCCCCCGCCGCACAGCUGGCCGUGGUGGACUUGGUGGGGGCUUCUGGCGGCGGUGCGUACAACGUGCCCUCAGGCCUCGACUUCGGCUCGUCCUAUUUCGACCUCUUCGAGAAGGCCGGCGCGCAGGUGGUCUGCUCCCCUUGGGGCUUCGAGGAGGACGGGGGCGAUAUCAGCCUGCGCGUGGACCAGUACGCACACAGCCACCCGGAGUUCCUGGCGAUCUUCCCCUCCGGCAACUCGGCCGACCCAAGUUCCGGGCCACACGCGCCCUGCCGAGCGAAGAACUCACUGUGCGUCGGCGCGGCGUACGGGCCCGCGGAGGCGUACCUCGCGGCUCCCUCCUUCGUGAGUACCGCCCUGCGCAGUUUUGGCGCCGCCUGCCCCAGCGAGGCGGGCCUCCCUCUCAGCGGCGGAGCCCGGGCUGCAGGCAACGCCUCCUGCUCCUCCAGGGAGGCGGCCGUCCUCACCGCCAUGUUCGGCCCCACCGCCCCGUCGACGCCCGGGGACUGUGAGGCCAGUAGGCGCCUGAGCUGCCUCGUCUCGGGCGCGGCGUGCCCGGAGUGCGCCUUCGCGCCCACCGCGCUCGCCUCGGUGGUGGAGGUGGCGCCCGUGGCGGCCUCGCCGAGCUCGGCCUGUGAGCCGCUGGUGGGUUUCGCCACGGGCUCGGUGUGCGUCGUGCGGCGGGGCGACUGCACGUUCGUCACCAAGGCCGACCAUUGCCAGCAGGCGGGCGCCGUCGGGGUCAUCGUGGUGAACUACGCAGCGUCGACCGAUCUGCAUUCCCUGGAGAACAUGAUGGACGACGCGUGGGCGUCCGACAUCCCCAUCCCUGUAGUCAUGAUGUCGCACGCCGAUGCUGCCGAGCUGCUGUCCGAGGACGCCGUGGUCACAUUCCCGAUUAUCUCGGCCCUCGUAUCGUCUUCACGCCGAGCCCCCUACAGCAGCUAUGGACCGCUGCCAGACGGGCGCGUGAAGCCAGAGGUCAUUCUGCCAGGCGACAGCAUCGAAGCGGCAGCGGCGGGAGAGGAGUGCGGCGUGCGUGUCGCCAGUGGCACCUCGCAGGCUUGCGGCAUGGCUGCGGGGGUUGUGGCGUUGGCCCGCGAAUACUUGCAGACGCGCGCAGAGCCAACGAUUGCUCGCCAGCUGCACCCGUGGGCGUCCACGCUGAAGGCACUGCUCGCCGCCGUUGCUUCCGUUGACGGUGGUGAGUCGGACAUAGCGCUGCGCCACGACGUUGGCUUCGGGUUGCCAGACUUGGCGGAGUUGCUGGCGCCGCUGAGCCCACCAGCUGCGGAUUAUCCCGUAAGCCACAUCACCGUGCAGGCCAGCUUGGGCAUGGGCCAACGCUUGGCUUUCUGCCUCUCUGUCGCGCAGGGCCCAGCUCCGCUGCGGGCGGUGCUGGCGUGGACAGACAAACCUGCGGCGAGCGGCUCGCUUGUGAACGACCUAGACCUCACAGUGGCUUGCGACGUGGACGCGUGGGCGCCCCACCAAGGGAACGGUGAGUCUGGUGGCGACCACAACAACAACCUCGAAAAAGUUGUGCUCGCACCGCUGCCUGCGUCCGCUUCGUGCAUCGUGGCAGCACAUUACUCAGGCAGCACGUCAGAGGCCCCCUCGUCCCAGACGUUGUCGCUGGUGGUCGCAGGGCACGCAUCUGUGGACCCUGGCUGUCUGGCCGCUGCAGCAGCGCCGCCUUGCGGGCACGGCGUCGCGGAGCAGGCAGAGGGCACUUGGAGGUGCCAGUGUGAGGAGGAUUGGGCUGGGCCCCACUGCAGCCAGCAGUUCGUCGGACUGGCCCAAGCUGCCAGGAUACUGCAGCCGUUCCAGUGGGACUUCCUGCGCAUCCCCGGCGGGGACGGCGCGGACAUCGUGUUGGAGCACGACGGCUCUGCAGGCGGGGACCUCGCGAUCUUCGUGUCCGCGCGCGCAGGGCCCCGUCUGUGGGACGCCGAUGCUGGCUCGCUUGGGGCCGCCUGGGACGGCGAGGGCACUUGGGCAGACGGCGGGGCCAACUUCACGGCCACCAGUACCGCCAGCGCGGGGGGCCACCAGAUCGCGGUGCAAGUCCAGGGCUCCACUGGCGAGUUCCUCUACGCCUCCGUGUGGUGCAGGAAGCGCGGCGGGGCCGUGGCAUACAAUGUCUCGUGGCGCGCGGACGGGGCCGCACCCGUGGAGGCGCCACCACACGAGCUCGCCUCCGCCACCACGUCGCUCGACUGGAGACUGCUGGCGCUGCUCACGGUGGGGCUGGCCGCGGCGGCCGUCUGCUGCAUGGUCUGCGCGCGGCUCGCGCUGGAGCGCAGGCGCAGCCGGCGCCGGGUGGCCGAGGCGAAGUGCUCGCCCGUCGUGGUGCGGAGGGUCUCCUCCCCGGUGGCGUGGGCGGCUGGUGCCGGGGAGCCGCGGGGGCCAUGCCGCAGCUCGUCUUGGGACUGGGAGGCGGCGCAGCCAUGA